AUGGAGCCCGUGACCGUGACACACUCCCACCGGCUAUCCCAGAUCACUCAGCCCCAGGAGAUGCCACGGUCACUGCUGCUGCUGCUCGUGCUGUGGGCAGGGUCCCUGGCUCAGCCUCAAAGCUUUUGGCUGGAAAUUCCGAGGAUCGUGACGGUGGAGGAGGGCCUGUGUGCCUUCAUACCCUGCCGUGUCCACUUCUAUCAUCCAGAGACCCAGGGUACCUUUAGGUAUGGCUCCUGGAUCCGGGAAGAGACCAAAUCCCAGAGUGAGUUAGCGCUUGAGAGGAUCUACAACUGGAAACGCCUCACCAGAAUCCGCCAGACUGACACCUGCUCCCUGAACAUCACGGAUGCCCACAGGUCGGACACAGGCUCCUACUUCUUCACCUCUGAGCCGUACACCAAGUCAUAUGGUUACUCAUACGACAGCUCAGAGAAUCGGCUCUACUUGCAAGUGGUGGCUCUGACACAGACCCCGGUCAUCCUUAUCCGGGAGACCCUAAAACCUGGCCACAGUCAGAACAUAACUUGUGCAGCUCCCUGGGCCUGUGAGGCGGGGACACCCCCCACCUUCUCCUGGAGUGGGGAUGCCGUCUCCUCUCUGGACGCCAAGAGUCUCCAUUCUCCGUGGCUCAUCUUUAACCCUGGGGAGGACACCCAUGGGGCCUACCUGACCUGCCGAGUGACCCUGCCUGGGGCAGGAGUGAGCACAGAGACGACAGUGCAACUCAACAUGCACUAUGCCCCCCAGAAUAUGAGCAUCACUGUCUCCUGGAUGGAUGACACAGGCUCAGAAGUUCUGGACGCAGGUCCCGAUGUCUGGGUUCAGCAGGGCCGGUCCGUGCGCCUCGUCUGUGCCGCUGACAGCAACCCCGCUGCUACGUUGACCUGGACCUCGAAGGAACAUAACAUUAAAUUACAGCUUUCUGCUGAUGGGGUCCUGCAGCUGCCUCGGGUGGGCCUGUAUGACCAGGGGAAAUACGCUUGCACAGCGCAAAACGAGUGGGGCAGGGAGAAAGCUUUGGUGUACCUCUUCGUGAAGCCCUCCCAACAGUUGCUGGGCCCCUUCUGCACCUGGGAAGCCUGGGGUGUGCACUGCACUUGUGCUGCCCAUGGAUUCUCCAACCCCUCCCUGCACUGGCGCCUAGGGCAGCGGCUGCUGGAACAGAACAGCAGUGAUGCCUCCUUCACGGUCACGGUCACCUCCAUUUCGGCUGGCUGGACCAACAGCUCCCUGAGUCUCCACAGGAAGCUUACCUCAGACCUCAGGCUCAGCUGUGAGGCAGGGAGCGGCUUGGAGGAACGGAGUGUGUUUUUCCUGCUGCCAGUUCCGCAAGGAACCCCGGGGUCCAGGACAGGACAGGUCCUGGGAGCCCUCGGAGGAGCAGGUGCCACAGCCCUGCUGGUUGCCUGUCUGUGCCUCCUGUUCUGUGGGUGA
Messenger RNA from Ochotona curzoniae (black-lipped pika), 1437 nucleotides. Its product is annotated as sialic acid-binding Ig-like lectin 5. Gene Ontology annotation, cellular component: plasma membrane. Bases 1 to 1437 code for a protein of 478 amino acids. Gene Ontology annotation, molecular function: sialic acid binding. NCBI's taxonomy places the organism in Eukaryota, Metazoa, Chordata, Mammalia, Lagomorpha, Ochotonidae. Gene Ontology annotation, biological process: cell adhesion. The record is from RefSeq and is a predicted model, not a curated record. The transcript has 8 exons.